Messenger RNA from Rhagoletis zephyria (snowberry fruit fly), 1090 nucleotides. RefSeq lists its product as uncharacterized. NCBI's taxonomy places the organism in Eukaryota, Metazoa, Arthropoda, Insecta, Diptera, Tephritidae. The record is from RefSeq and is a predicted model, not a curated record.
UUUUCACAUUUCAUAAACCAAACUAAUACAAAAAAAAAAAUAAUAAUUUAAUAUAAAUUAUGCAGUGCCUCGAUUCGGAUAACAAUGACUCUCAGUAUAAUAAAUUCACCAAUAAGAUAGCUGAAGAAUGCCGCGAGCUUGUCGAUUCUAAGCCACCAUUUCCGCCAUUUGAUAGGCCUAGUCGAAAGCCACCAACGCUUGACACUUUUUGCAACCACAAAAUAAAUAUUCAAUACAAAUACCAAGCAAACGGCAAAGACGGAAACCCACAGCCAUGUGGAUUGUGUAUAAAGAUAGAUGACAAUGGCAAAAAGCAAGUGCCUUGUCCGCCUUGUAUAAAAAAGGAGAUGACACGCGAAGAGAAGUUAGCAGAAGCCAUUAAGUGUAUUUCAAGUCCUCUUCCUAGAUGGUUUAACGAACAGAAGCGUUGCGACCCUAAGGGCGUUUGUUGCCGUAUGUUAGGGCCACGCUCGUGUGCUGAACCGGAAUUGUCUUCCAAAAUCGAUAAAUUCGCUAUAAGUUACCCGCCAAAUAAACAAGCUUUACGCACCGAGCUGCAUAAAAACCCCAGUUGUAAGCCGAACUUUCGUUGUCAAGGCACUGUAAACGAUGGUAAUUAUCAUACAUUCAAGCCAAACUAUAGAGAUCGACCUCUGACUGAAAAGUUCUAUUCCAUUUAUGAACAUUUGGAACACAUAGACACACCAGAGGUUAAACAUUAUGAAGACGAAUUAGAUAAAGUUAUAAAUUAUUAUCCCAGAAAUAUUUUUUGUGUUCCACGAUACACAAACCAAUAUUAUGGCUGGAUCGAUAGCAAGAAAACCCAAAAUUUGGAAUUUUGCGACACAAGUCGGGUGAAUAAUCCAAGAGUGCUACAAAAUUUAAGGUCGCUAAAGAACAGGCGUUUCGACCCUGUUCAAUUACAAUAUUGCCUUUGCCAUGAUAGGAUGAAACAAAUGGAUCAUUGGAAAAUAGUUUAAACAAAAAUGCAAAAAAAAAUUAAAAGAAGUAAAUUUUUAUUGUAAUUACAGCCAAACAAGAAAAAUAAACUUAAAAAAAUAUUUUUUUAAGUUUACAAUUGUAAACAUUA